AUGUCAAUAUGCAUCGCAGUAAACAUUACACGGUCCAGUGGAGAAGAGAUCUGCAACCUCCCCCACUCCCUUUUCGCUUCUCUUCUCUUCUCUUCUUUGUUUCGUUACAUAUCUCUCCCCUCUCUCUCUCCCUCUCUCUCUCUCUCUCUCUCUCUUUCUUUCUCUCUCUGCUUCUAUGAUCAUACAAAUUAUCUGUGCAAUAUUUUUCCUCUCCUAACAUUUCUGUUUCAAAUGCGAAAUUUAAUUCAUCCGAAUACUCUUUUCGCGCCUUUCCAUUACUAUUCUUUCUCUCUUUCUGUUAAUUAUCAUCGAUCUUACACUCUUACCAAAUCUAUCUUGCUCUUUCUGUCUCUUCCCUACUACUCUAGCCUCUGCUUUCUCUCUCUCUCUCUCUCUCUCUCUCUCUCUCUCUCUCUCUUUCGCUAUUUUCUUUCUUUUUCUCAUUAUAUCUUUCUCUUUUUUUCUUCUUUUCUUGUUUCUUUUAUUCUCUUUUCGUCUCCCUUUUCUAUAGCUUACGGCCAUAUCACUUUUGUUGAGGAGUCCACUCCCCCUUUCUUUUCCUUACAACCGCUUUUUCUUUCUUUUUCCAGUCACAUCUACCAUUUUAUUCACUUCUUUUAUAACUUUUCAAUGUUAUCCUCUUCUCUUUCUCUUUCUUUUAUAAUUUCUCUUUCUGUCUUAUUCUUUCAACUUCUUUUUCGUCUUCUUUCCCUUUUUCUUCGUUUUCAACUCAAUUUUUCAUUCUCUUUCUUUUUUUCUUCUUUUCUCUAUCUCACUUUUUUCUCUUUAUGUGACUUUCUCUUACUUUCAUUCUAUCUACAUUUCUUUUUUUGUUCUUUCACCUUCUUUUUCGUCUUCUUUCUUUUUUCUUUAUUUUUAACUCAAUUUUUCAUUCUCUUUCUUUCUUUCUAUCUUCUUCUUUUCCCUAUUUUUUCCUUUUUCUCUCUUUCUGUCACGUUCUUCUUACUUAUAUUCCUUUCUCUGACAUUCUUUUUUUUUUUAUCUUUAUCUCUUUUCUCAUUUUUCGUUUUCAUUCUUCUCGUUCUCUCUUUCCAUCUUCCUCUCAUCUCUUCAAUCUCUUCCUCCCCUUUUCUAUCAGCCUGUUUCUUUCUGUCUCUUCCUCCUAAUUUUAAUUUCUUUCUUCCUCUUUACUUCUCUCAUUUACCCUUUUCUCUCACUUUUCUUAUACUCUUUUCUUCUCUGUUUUUCUCUCUUUCUCUUUCUUUCAACCACUUUUUCUUCUUCUAUUUCAUAUUUCUUUUUUUAAUUUCAUUUUCUCUUUCUCUCGUUUUUGUCUUUUCUUUCACUUUCCUUUGA
Molecule: messenger RNA, 1317 nt
Organism: Acanthosepion pharaonis
Lineage: Eukaryota; Metazoa; Mollusca; Cephalopoda; Sepiida; Sepiidae
Source: the annotation of a GenBank genome assembly